Messenger RNA from Meleagris gallopavo (turkey), 9244 nucleotides. It is a transcript of the gene OTOG, whose product is annotated as otogelin. Lineage: Eukaryota; Metazoa; Chordata; Aves; Galliformes; Phasianidae. Gene Ontology annotation, biological process: L-arabinose metabolic process. The record is from RefSeq and is a predicted model, not a curated record. Gene Ontology annotation, cellular component: extracellular matrix. Gene Ontology annotation, molecular function: alpha-L-arabinofuranosidase activity; protein binding.
AUGCAUGCUGUUGUGUUCAAAGAUGUACAAUUUCUGUCACGUUCUGCAUGUGAAUGGCGUUAUGAUGCCUGUGCAAGCCCAUGUUUCAAAACCUGCAGGGAUCCUUUGGGAAAAAACUGUCAGACAGUACCAAAAGUGGAAGGCUGCAUCCCGGCAUGUCCUCUCAAUAUGUUGUUGGAUGAAGUCACUCAAAGAUGCGUGUAUUUUGAAGACUGCAUUGAACCUGCAGAUGGUACUUCACCUCUGCCUGCCAGCAUUCAAACACCAGCAGUUUCCCACUUAACAUUUAGUACAACUUUGGCAGCCAUCGGUGAAGUGGUAACUUCAUUUCCCUUACGUGCAACAACGGACAUGAAAACAACACUUGCUUCAAAGUUGAAACUCCCUGCAACUACAGAGAAAGCUAAAUUUUCAGCUAUCGCAUCUAAUACAACACUUCUAGCCAUAACUUUAUCAUCAUAUGUUUCUUCACAGCCAAGAGAAAUGACACCAGCUGAGAAGAUAACUACAACAGUGCCUGAGACAGCAAAAUCUAAUGUAAGCUUGUCUUCUCUUGUUGAUGUUUCUCUGUUUCCAUCUCCUGUCACUUCAGAAACCUCCACAAAAAUACAGAUGAUCAGCAGUGGUUCCACUAAGCUUCUGAGGCCUACAGAACCUCUGAUAGUAACUGCUCCACAUGCAGUGUCUAGAAGCCCACAAUUAGAAGGCCAACCAGUUUCUACUUUUACUGGGACACCAAUUACAUUUAAAACAACAGAAUUGCCAGUCAAAACUAAAGUAGUGGAAAUAUCAGAAAUAGCCACAGUGGCACUUCCCACACAGGAAGCACAAGUAAAACUAGAAGGACUUGCAACAUUUACACCCUCUUCAUCUGAAUCAAGAACAGAAAAAACUACUGUGUAUCAGCCCAAGGAUUCCACAUUAUCACCUCUGGGUGUACGUUCAUAUACAUCAUCAGCAAACUUAACAUCAACUUCAGAAAUGACAAAAACAAGCAUAGGCCAGUCUUCUACCACAAUACCUAAUGUUACAGUAACAUCAUUUUCUCCUGUGAUCACUACUUUGUCUUUGCUAAAACCAGUGUCUUCAGAAGUGAAAAAAACAGCAGUUGCUUUAACUGAACAAAGCACUAAGACUAUACUUUCACCAGCAUCCAUGCUGCCUUCAUCAUUAGGAAAGGCAAUUACAGAACUUCCCAUUGAAAAGGUUCACCACCUGACAGAUGCUGUGGGGAUACCUUUCACUACAACUCUAGGUCCAAAGACAACAACUCUGCAAACAACUUUGUUACCUUUUACAACUCAAGAAAAAGAAACUCCUGAAGUAACACCUCAUGUGCAGCAUACAUCUAGCUCCCAUUUCCUUCCAUAUUCACUGCAUCAUAGUUCUACAGUUGGAAAACCCAUCAGUCUUUCUACAGGAAGGCCUUCAGGGUCAGUUCCUACUCCUGCUUCUCCAGCUUUGACUGAAUUAAAAAAAACAUUUAAAACUGUGUCAACUACAGCAUAUCCAUCAUACACAGUUCUAAAUUCAACGGAGUUCUUGACUAUGUUAUACACUAAAUACCCUGUCUUGCCUGAGACUACCAGAAUGCCACCUUCGUUUGUUAAGGUAACUUCUGAAAUAACAUCACCUUUUGAAUUAGAAGCAAAAUCAACUGGAAAAACAUUUACCGAUUACAAGUCACCUCUGGUUUUAAGUACGGUGAAGAAAAGCACUUCAGUGUAUUCAGGUAGCAUUGCCACAUCAGCAAUUAAAACCUUUAUCUCAUCAAAAGAAACUGCUACAGUUCCUUCCAUAUCUACAAAAAGAGAAUCAGCUCAAACAAUGUCCUUCACUGGAUCUCCACAUACUCUCCUUAGUGCGUCUGAAACAACAUUGUUACCAGCACAGCCUGAUGAAUCAGAAGAGGAAAGAAUUACUAGCAUCUCCACUACAAAGACACCUGUUUUUCCUUCUUCACCAUCAAGCUCUCUAAUCUCUUCAAAUAUUUCUCUUCCUUCACUGUCCAUAUAUGAAAAAGAAGCAUCAGUGACAGCUCUCAGUCCUGUGCAUACAUCCCAUGCUGUACUUCCAGUAACAAAGUCUUCUCACACUUUCUCUACCUCUCAGCAUCUAGAAGACCAAUCAGUUUCUUCACCUUCUUUAUCACAAACCUUACUGAGAGUGACAACCACACCAAAAUAUCCAGUACUAGAAACUAAAGUAGCUCCUACUGCAUCACAGUCUACAGUUGAAAGUGUAACGGUUGUGGUAAAACCUGCUACUGCUACAGCUCAGACAUCUUUUGUUCCAUCAACAGGAGAUAAAGUUCCAGCACAGACCACAAAGGCUGCGACUGUACCACAUCUUCCUACUACGAUGGCAAUGGAACUUGCUCAUCAGACAUCUAAGCCUUCCUUGACAAGUAAAAGCAGUAUCUCAAUUUACCAGCAUCCUGAAUCAACUUUAACAAAAUCCACUGAUCAGCCACGAAUUCUAUUAAGCACAACUGAAGCUACAGUAGAAUCAACUUUCUCAUCCUUCUUAACUACCUCACUACCUAAAGGUAUUCAUCCAAAUGUAUUAUCUAUCUCAUUGGACCCUACACGAGUUAUUUUACCAACUGAAAAAGAGUUAAUUUUAACUGAUUCAGUUACACAGCCAUAUGUACCAAGAACUACUGUUUUGCAGUCUACAGUCCCAGCUAGAAAAACAGCUGACAUUAUUUUUGGAACCAGUAUUCUUCCUUCCUCACCAGAAUUACUUGCAACUUCCUCCUCUUCAGCAACCAUUGAAAAAGAUGCCUUUCCUUCUAUUUCCACGGACCAUGGUCUAAAAUCCACAUGGCAGGUCGCAGUUACUGAAUCACUUGUUUCAAGUGAAGCUCCUAAAACAACUACAACUUCAUCUGUUUUAUUACCUGAAACAACAGAAAUUCCCAUCGUGAUGGAAAGUGAGUCAUCCGUAGGUGCCUUUUUAACACCUGCGAUUUCAACAGUAUCCACGUCAAUGGUUAAAACUACUACAGAGAAAACUGUUGUGUUGCCAAAGCAAGUCACACUUUCAACCGCUGCCUACAGUUCCACUUUUCUAGCAACUACAGUGAUUCCAGCUACUGCCCAUUCAUCACACGUAGCUUCAGGCUCUUCAACAAUAAGAGGUACAGGGCAAAGCAUUACUGCUCCAUCAGCAACAUCUGACAAAACAGAAACUGUAACAAAAUCCACCACAACCUCGGUGAAACCCACCUAUUUUUCUGUUUCUUCAAAAUCAAAAGAACUUAUGUUCCCUGAUACGGAAAAAUCAGAAGAGCUGGAUGUCCAACCUGUCCACGCUCAAGAUGUUGCCAUUACCUCAGAAAUACCUCAGAAAUUUUAUUCUCCAUAUUUCACAAACACAACUGCAGCUCCUUCUAAUGUAAGUGUAUUGAUACCAUUCACCAUACAUUCAUCCUCUGAAACAAAACCUUUUUCUUCUGUAGCUGCUGCAUCAUUGGCCACUCAAACUUCCAAGCAUGGAAUAACAUCUGAAGUACAAACACCUUCAGAGAGUUUGCUCUUAAUGAUAUCUGACUACCCAAAUGAUACUACAGCUCCAUCAGUUUCCUCCUUUGCCUAUUUAUCUACCAAACCACUUUAUGGUUUGCCUACAACAAUUGCUGAUGGAUUGGCGACAGCUGAAGCCAUGCCAGGAGUCAUGCAGCCAGCUUCAGUGCUGCCUACAGAAACAGCAGCUCUCCAAACCUGUACACCACUCACAGAGAAUGAGUGCAUAAAAUACAUUUGCUUGGAUGGACAACUGAUUCAAGUUAAUAAGUCGCAGAACUGCCCAUACAAUGCAACUCAACCUAGCUGUGGAAUUUUAGGAUACGCUGUUCAGAUAAAUGGGGACAAAUGCUGUCCAAAGUGGGAAUGUGCAUGUCGUUGCACAAUUUUUUCUGAUCUGAGUGUUGUAACAUAUGAUGGAAAUCGUUUGGCUUUAUUCAAAGAAGCAUCAUACAUUGUUAGUCAAACUCAAGAUGAAACUAUAGCCAUCCAUGUCCUUGAUUGUAGAACGAAUAAUUCAAAUUCCACUUCCUUGUGCCUGGCAAUGUUGAAUUUAACCUAUGUAUCAAACCAAAUUAUUAUCAAUCGUUUAAGUAGAAAAAUAACAGUAAAUUCAAGAUUUGCUUGGCCUACUGUUAGAAAAUAUGGAUACAAAGUAGAGGAUUCAGGCUUCAUGUAUGCAGUUGAGACCCCAACAAAAAUCAAAAUUCAGUGGUUUCACAACACGGGUGUGAUGAUUAUAGAGUUUAAUACUACUAGAGAACCAAAAGCUUUGGGACUAUGUGGUUUUUGUGAUAGAAGCUUGGAAAAUGACCUGAUGCUACCCAACAUGACAGUGUUAAGCAAAAGUGAUGCUCCAUCAACAUUUAUAGACAGCUGGCAAGUGCCAGACACAUUAAAGUAUGUUGGAGAAGACAGGCAUCAGGAAACUAAUUGUUCAGUCAUGGACUGCUCAGAGUGCUUAAGACUGGUGUUGAACCAGACCUUCAGCAGCUGUCAUCCUUAUGUUCCACCUGAGAUAUUCUGUGAUAUCUGGGUUCAAGAUACUGAGUACAUUCAAAACCCAUGUGUCUCACUAGCUGCCUAUGUGGCAAUGUGCAACAAAUUUAAUAUCUGUAUAGAAUGGAGGAGCAACGAUUACUGCCCCUUUGCCUGCUCUGAAAACUUCUCCUAUCAGGCAUGUAUAGCUGCCUGUGAGGUUGCAGAGAGUUGUCAGAAUAACGAGGUUGCUGCUUUGGACUCAGACACCUGCUUGGUGUUGACAGAAGGCUGUGUCUGUGCUGGAGGGACCAUCCUUCACCGAGCUCACAAUGCUGUCUGUAUUCCUGAAGAAAAAUGUGCUUGUACAGACAGCUCAGGAGCACCUCAUGCAGUAGGUGACAUCUGGAAAACAUCUUUGAGUGGAUGCUGCAUGGAAAAAUGUGUUGACACUGAGACUGUUAUUCCAGUGGAGUACAGCUGUUCCGAUAGCCACAAUUUUGACUGUCAGCGAUUUGCAGAAGUGGUCUUGCUUGUUCCUGAUGAUCAGACAUGUUGUCCUCAGAAGAUCUGUAUUUGUAAUCAGAGCCUAUGUGAACCCCUAAUCCCAGAGUGUAAUGGCUUGGAAAAACUGGUCACUUACUACAAUGAAGAAUCCUGUUGUCCCAACUACGUUUGCGAAUGUGAUCCAGCAAAAUGUGAACCAAUGGAGCACAUGCCAAGCUGUCAAGAGGAUCAAACACUUAUUGCUGCUCGAGUGGAGAGUACAUGCUGCAUAUCCUAUAUAUGUGCAUGUGGGGCUUGCUCUGAUGAAAUACCCAAAUGUCAAGAAGGAGAAGUUCUUAUUGUGAAUGACAACACUACAGAAAGGUGUUGCCCUACCUACCAGUGUAUUUGUGAAAUACAUCGUUGUCCUGAAUUCAAAUGCAUGCUAGGCAUGUCUUUGGUGGAGGUAUGGAGCCCAGAGAAGUGCUGCCCCUUUCGGACAUGUGAAUGCUCAUGUGAAACGAUCCCCAAACCUCAGUGCAAACUGGGACAGAAACUUCAGAUAGAUGAACAGUUUCAGAACAGUUCAGAAAAUAUAUGUAACUGUGUUAAAUACAAAUGUGUGAGAGACAAAGUUUGCCUGAGUAAUGAGAGAGGUGUGCUGCUGCCUGGACAGACAAUUGUGGAACACAGUCUAGAUGGCAUUUGCCAUAUUUCUUACUGUACAAAUGUGAUUGAUCCUUCCACUAAAUACUACAGAAUAAACACUUCUUCAGUAGCCUGUGCUGUCAAGUGCAAAGCUAAUCAAGUCUAUCAACCUCCAAAGGAUUUAACAACUUGCUGUGGUAGCUGUAAGAACAUAUCAUGUCUCCACACUUUCAACAACGGCACAGUUUCCAAUUUUAAGCCUGGUACUACUUGGAUUUCAAACUGCAUGAGAUAUGAAUGCUUAAAUACAGCAAUUGGAUCGGUUCUGGUUGCAUCUUCAGUUGGCUGCCCACCCUUUAAUGAAACCGAAUGUGUAAAGGUUGGAGGCUAUGUUGUACCAUUCUUGGAAGGAUGUUGCAAAACAUGUAAGGAAGAUGGAAAAUUCUGUAAAAAGGUGACUGUUAGGAUGACUAUCCGCAAGAAUGACUGCAGGAGUAAUACACCAGUGAACAUUGUUUCAUGUGAUGGAAAGUGCCCGUCCGCAAGUAUAUAUAACUACAACAUCAACACAUAUGCAAGAUUCUGCAAAUGCUGCAGGGAGCUUGGACUACAGAGACGAACUGUGCAAUUGUAUUGCACUAGUAAUUCAACCUGGGUCAGCUAUUCAAUCCAAGAGCCUACAGACUGUUCUUGCCAGUGGUCUUAAGAAUAAAUAAAUACAAGGAAAGUAAACAGUCCAGCUGCUGCUAGCAUAAGAUAAUUUGAAUGUCUGUAAAAAAUUUACCAGCUUAAUGUUAAAAGAUAAAGGAACAAAAAUAUUUUUGGACUUUCCUCUAUUUCUAAAGAAUGGGUUUGCAUCAUUUGUGUUUGGAUUUGUCUUCACUUCACAGGCAUUAUUUUAAGAGUUCUUGUAAUAUGUGCCAACUUAAAAGGUGAUUUAUAUUUGAAACACCUCAAGGGAAAGAACACCACCUAUUUUGUUCUCUGAGGCUGACCCAGUGUUCUGAGGCACCCAUUCCUGUAUUAAGUCAUUGAUACAUGGGUGUAUCUAGCAGCAGUCUACUAUUUUGAAUGCAUUGCAAUGCUGCAAAUACAUUCAGUAUCUACUAAGAAAAAAUGUUUGGACAAUAUGAGAAUUUUUCAGUUCAAAUAAUCUUCCUAAUGAAAAUUAGAGUAUGAAUGGGAAAUGAAGAUACAGAUAUUAUUUUUUAAUCAGGGAAAAAUUCUUGCUAUUAAUAACAGUAUGUAAUAUUCCCUGGUAAUAAUUUCAAUAUUUUGUAGUGCAUUUUAUAUUGUAGUAAAAAGUAGUAUGGCCAACAUGCAAUGUAUAGCACAGACAGACUGUUUUAGGUUAGUCAUCAGUAGUAACGUUUUCUUUUAUCUAAACAAUAUGACAUAAACUGAAAAUACAGAGAUUGAACAAAUAAAAACAAUUUUACAUUCAUUUACAUAGCUAAUACUUUAAAUGAAAAUAGGCAUCUUAUAAAACAUUUACAAUAUUUCUUUAACAGAAUGUACUGUGUUUUACACCAAUAUUAAAGAUGUGAAAAUUCAUUAGGAAAUUAAAAAGUAGGAUUAUUAGUCUGUCUAAAAGAAAAAUGUAAGUAGAAAUACUUUGUCAUCAAUAUAUGUCAAGUGUUUGAUAUUGAAAAUGUACAAUUAUAAGACUUGGAAUUUCAAAAGCAAUUCUGUUGAUGAAUUUGAACAAUUAACAUUUUGUUGUAACAAACUACUCUUUUUUUUUUUUUCCUCUAAGCUAAUGUUAUUGACCUGUUCCUGACUAAUUCCUGACUAAUGCCACCAAGAUGCUGCAAAAAUUUAGUUGUUUUAGUUUUGUAGAUCAAGCAGUAGAUAGCACAGUGAUAUGCUUAAAAUUAGAAAAUAUAAAAAUGGAUCUCAGCAUAACUUGUUAGAAAGCUGCUUGUGUAGUUAAUCCAAAGAAAAAUGGGUUGUCAAAACCAGCUGUGAACAGUUUUGAUAUUAAUUUUUAUACUGUACAUUUCAUUCUUACAAUAUCUAAUAAACAACAAGGAGUCUUAUUUUGUUACAAUUAAUUUUGCUGUUGUUGAAGUACCUUACUAUGUGAUUCAACAUGCGAUGUUUACUGAUUUGUUUUUCAGCAGUGCAUAUGCUUCAGAAAACUACAAACUGAGGAGAAGGAAAAUGCUGUUUAUGGGAUGCUGGGCCAAGUCUUCAGUUGCCUAUAAUUCAAAAUUGCGAAGAUGAACUUCAGCCACUCUUUAUACCAACUGGCAGAUGUCAUCUUAGAGGGUAGGAAUUAAAAGAAAGCUGCUUCUUUUGCUCUCAAGCAAGGCAUUUCUCAGUGCAAAGUGCCAACCACCAAAAUAAGAGACUGAACAAAACAGGAAUUAGUCUAACCAACAUGCUUCCAUGGGCCCUUCUCUUACUGCUCAAGCUAACGGUAAAGUGCUUGUUGCUUCCAGCACAAGGCAGUUACUUUGAAAGGCAUUUGAGAGGCAGACAUUUCUCUGCUGCUUUUAAGAGCAAGUAAAUACUGGCUUGUAUCAGCAAAAGUAGGAAGUAGAGCGUGGUGUCCAGAAACCAUAACCAAACACUGAUUUGUUUCCACUUCAGGAAUGAAAUAAUUAACAUUGUGUUAAGUCCCUACAUCUGGAUUUGUAAACAUUAGGCUUAUGCUGAGAGAAACAGGAGGAAGAUCCAUACUGCUUAUGGCAUGACAAAGGAAGCCCCUUUACCCCUUGAUUAGCGUUAAAUUCCUUCACAGAUGCUUAGCCUGUCUGUCUGUGGUUAGUUCAAAGCAAUCCAAACCCUUCACGUGUAUUUACCUUACUUGGUGUUUGCACAAAGCAACUCAGCUGGAAAAAGAUUUGACUUUAUUUGUACUUCAGUAAAGGCAACCCUAACUGAGCAAGGAGUUUAUCUGACCCUCACUAUAUUGCCUUUUGGUUAUGUAGAUUAAGUAGCCAAGGUAGGCAGCAUUGAAGCUGUGCUCUUGAAGAUAAAUGCAUUCUACCAUAAUGGUGUUAACUCCUGUUUUUUAGUAGUGCAGGAGGGCCCCAGCACCCUGAGGACUGGGCUGCCUCAGCUGUGUGCAACUGCUUAGCUGUGUCAGGAAGGGUGUGAGAAGUUCCACCUGCAUCUCCUGGGCUCUCAAUGCAAAAGGUGCCCUGCUUUCCAGGCUAACCACACCUGCCACUUCUGGCUGCCUUGCUUCUGGGAGCCAUAUGUUGGUACUAAGUAGUUCUCCAGUGAGGGGCACAGUACCUCAGAAGUUAACAAACAAACCAGAAUUUGGGUGCUACUUCUGAAGAUACUGGGUUAUUUUGGAGGGCCACUUCAGCUAGGACAGGAGUGGAGUUGAAGGCUAGAGCAUAACAUGCUGCCAUGGGGAAGGAAGGAAAGUUUAACCAGCAUAAAGCAGGAGAACAUGUUUGUGUUGCUCUUGUGGACUCACUACAUUUCUGAAAGAUGGGCACUGGUGGUCACAGCCUGGAAGGGGUUAAGGUGCAGUCCGAGGCAGGUGAGGGAGCUGAGGCUGAUGAGCUACAGCUGGAUCCUCUUUGUGUCCCCACAGAAAGGCUGGAGAUAAGUAGGUGCUAUGGGGGUGAAGCAAAAGGAGCAUG